This is a messenger RNA of Alosa sapidissima (American shad), 7009 nucleotides long. Its product is annotated as interferon-induced very large GTPase 1. The transcript is spliced from 9 exons. Bases 102 to 6272 code for a protein of 2056 amino acids. Gene Ontology annotation, molecular function: GTP binding. Lineage: Eukaryota; Metazoa; Chordata; Actinopteri; Clupeiformes; Clupeidae. The record is from RefSeq and is a predicted model, not a curated record.
UCCAUCUGGGUGGACUAUAAAAGGGAUCUGCCCAUCUACUCUCAACAUUCGAAAACAAGGACUAUGAAGUGUCGAAAGAGGAUGAAGAUAAUUUGCUAGCUAUGGCUUCAAAGAUGACCAGCCCUGCUGAAAGUAUAGGAGGGCAAAAUGGAAGGAACGAGGAGAGUGAGGCAUGCUGGCUCUCAGAUGCUGACAAAAUGGAGGUGGACUGUGAUGAUGGUUUUCCAUCAACUAUAGACCCACAGCCUGAAGAGCCAGUGCAGAUAUCAUCAUUGCCAAAUGACACCGGCCGUGAAGUGUCGAAUAUCAGUGAGGAUGAAGAUAAGUUGCUAGCUAUGGCUUCAAAGAUGACCAGCCCUGCUGAAAGUAUAGGUGGGCAAAAUGGGAUGAACGAGGAGAGUCAGGCAUGCCACCUCUCAGAUGCUGACAAAAUGGAGGUGGACUGUGAUGAUGGUUUUUCAUCAUCUAUAGACCCACAGCCUGAAGAGCCAGCGCAGAUAUCACCAUUGCCCAAAGACACCGAUGGUGCCAGCAGAGAAAAUGAGGGAAAGUCAAAGAUGACAGGUUCUUGGCCCAGUAAAACAGAUCAGAGCCAUUCUUUCAGCUUGGCACUGUUUGGAAGCACUGCUGCUGUAAAGGUUGGAUGUGGGAGCCUUUUAUCAGACUUUAGAGGACGUCCUGGUUUAACACAACUUACUCCAACAGAAAGCAAGAUCGCAGGGCGUGAUGUCACUGUGAUUAACAUGAUUGGGCUGCAUGAAGUGAACUAUUGUCAGCAGUCAAUGGAUAACUACAUGGGUCAGACUCUAGGUGAAGAUGGAAUCCAUGUCUUCCUUUACAUUUUACCACCACACCGGCUUACUGAUGGAGACAAGAUGGCGGUGGAGUGGCUUCAAAGAGUGUUUGGACCUUCCUCUCUACACUUUUUGAUCAUUGUUUUCACCUAUGAAAAUGAAGAGGACUGUGACUCAAUUGUAGAUGACCUGAAAGGAAACACUAUUCUUGAGCAACUGAUUGAGAAGAGUGGUGGGAGGUAUUUCACUUCCAACAAGACCUUAAACAAUGAAAUGGAAAUGAGCUUGCUUUUGAAAAAGAUAGAACUCAUGAUUUAUGAAAAUAAAACUCACUACACUGCAGAGAGCUAUUCUGAACAGCUGGAAAAAAGGCAAACAAUUUCAAAUAAUGAAGACUCAGAUGGCCCUGCAGAAGAUGUUGACCUGAACAUUUCUACAGAGACUGAGGAGGAUGAUUGCAGAGACAAUGAGGAAAAAACAAAGAGUCAAAAAAUUAAAAAAACAUCUCAGCCAAAUGCAAACAAUGGUGGUUUUGAGAAAAACACAGAAACAGAUCCAUGUUCUGGAUCCAGUAAAACAGAUCAUCCUGCUGAAGAUGUUGACCAGAAAGAUUCUUCCGAGACUAAGGAAGAAGAGCAUGGUUGGGAAACAGCUGAGGACCAAUCCAAGAAAAAAGAAGAGCCCAGAAGAGCAAACACUGAAGUGGAAUUAAAAGAACUGUUUAAAAGGUUGAACCUCACAGACAGACAUGGCAAACUGUUGACUUCAGAUAUACUUAAAAUUGAUGCACGUUCACGUCAGCCACAGGGCCCAAAGAUAGAGGGAGAAAUAGCACAUGCUUAUCUUAAUAGACUGUUGAUGACAGACUACAGGGCUAGGUAUAUUCCCAUCAAAGAAGAAGAUAAUGAAUUGAGUCAAACAAAUGUUGAAUGUAGAGACAAUGAAGAUAGGGAGGUAAUUUUUGCUACUCUCUUUAACAAAAAAGAUAUGGCAAAUGAAAUAGUAGAAAAGCAAUCUCAGAUUCAUCCUAUGGACAUUCAGAUGGCACUGUUUCACUCUGCUGACCCAUUCCUCAGGCAGUACCUGCUGACCAAACUCUCAAUGUGUCAGUAUGCUUUGCCUCUGCUGGUGCCAAAUCCUUCAACCUCAGAGAUUGAAUUUCCUCUGUGGGCAUUCCGCGAAGUCUGGAAAAGCUGGAAGUCCACUGAUGCUUCAGGCAAAGUAAGCAUCCAUAAAGAACCUAUGUAUGGAGUUGAAACACCAAUGGUUUCUGUCUUCAGGCUUGGACACGUGUCCACAUCCAAGUCCCAGCUUAUAAACAGCCUCAUCAAUGAGCGACACAACACAUUCUUCCACAAGCACUGCCCAGGCAGUAGCAGGACCCGUAUGCUGAUGGACGGUGUGGUAGAGAUUGCCUGGUACUGUCCAUCUGGUAAGGACACUGAUCACUUUCCUGAAUGUGUUGCCAUCUGUAAUCUCCAUGGUGAUGGGGAGGCCUCUAAAAUGCAGCAAACAAUUUUAUCAGAAAUGGCUUCAGUUAAUGUGGCUUUCUUACCCAACCUGUGUGAGAAUGACCCAAGGAAGGCAAUUGUGAAAGACCUCUUUAGCUCCCAAACACCUCUAAUUUGUCUUUUUACUGAGGACGACUCCCUGUUAAAGGAAUUGUGCAAAGGGAAAUUCAAAAUAGGACUAAGAGACAGAAAUCAGUCAGAUAUAGUUCAAGAACUGAAAAAGGCAAUCGGUGAUAGUUUGUCUCUCACAAACUUUAAGCUUGAAAAUCUGGCACAGCAACCUGGAAUCAAAGUGGAUGAAGAUGAUGAAGAUUGCAAAAAGGGAAAAGAGAUUGCACUGCAGAUAAAGGAUUUGCUGGAGAGAAACAAAUCAAGAGUUAAGGAAGCAUUUCUGCCGUGCCAAGGAAAAUUGUGGCAUGAAUGGUGCCAGAAAAAAAAAGACCUUUUUCGCCUACGUGGACAAAACUUGGAAGUACAAAAAAUUCUGAUAGACAAGGAUAUGAGAGAUUUGCGUUCCAGGCAGCGAAAGGCUGGCAGCAGUAACCUCAUGAAGUUGUUUUUGGGGGCCAUGGACUCAUUCCCACUCCAUAGUAGAAUGUAUUUUUUGAAAUGGACCAGUAUCCUGAUGGACAGCUGCACAUCUGAAGAGCUAGUGGCACUCCAUCAUAAAUAUGAUGAAAAAUGGUCUAAAGUUUUGGUACUAAAGAAGAAACAUGACAAAUCAAACCAGCUGGAAAAAGAACAGAUAGAGCUUGAGAACAUAUCUGAUCAGUUGAAUGCAGCAACCUUUGGCUUGGAACACAUCCUGCGAGAGAUGGGGCAGAUGUAUGAAGCAGAAAUACCGGUGACAUGUGGAAGAGGAGAUCAUUCAAAAAUCCCAGCAAUGGCAGCAGAGCUCAUGAUAUCCGGACACCCACUGGAGCUAAUGGAUGGUGAUGCCGCUCAUGUUCCAAUGACAUGGAUUGAUGCUGUAUUAGAUGAAGUCAUAAAGAAAAUUGGAGACAAGAGGGUCUUUGUCUUGUCCGUUUUGGGCAUUCAGAGCACUGGAAAAUCCACAAUGCUGAAUGCAAUGUUUGGACUACAGUUUGCUGUGAGCGCUGGACGGUGCACCAGAGGGGCAUUCAUGCAGCUAGUCAGUGUGUCCAAGGAGAUCAGCACAAAAUUUGACUAUAUUCUGGUGGUUGACACUGAGGGACUACGAGCCCUAGAGCUUGCUGGGAAAGCAACUAUCCACCAUGACAAUGAAUUGGCUACAUUUGUGAUUGGCCUAGGACACAUGACCUUGAUCAAUAUAUUUGGGGAGAAUCCCUCUGAAAUGCAAGACAUCAUUCAAAUAGCUGUGCAGGCUUUCUUAAGGAUGAAAAAAGUGAAACUGUCACCCAGUUGUAUAUUUGUACAUCAGAAUGUUGGGGAUAUCACUGCAGGAGAAAAGAACAUGGAGGGUAAGAGACGUCUUCAAGACAAACUGGAUGAGAUGACACAGUUAGCAGCCAAAGAGGAGGACUCUGAUGCGAAGUGCUUUAGUGAUGUCAUUGCAUUUGACAUACAGAAAGAUGUGAAGUAUUUUGCGCAACUGUGGGAGGGAAGUCCACCCAUGGCCCCUCCAAAUCCAUCCUACAGUGAAAAUAUCCAAGAUCUGAAGGAAACCAUACUAACCAAAGCCUCAACAUCACAAGGUGUGAAGUUCUCUGAGUUUAAAACAAGGGUCUCUGAUCUGUGGAAUGCCUUGUUGAACGAGAACUUUGUUUUUAGUUUCAAGAACACAUUGGAAAUUGCCAUGUAUAGGAAGCUGGAGGCAGAAUAUGUGAAAUGGACCUGGAGUCUCAGAGAAGCAAUGCUACACAUCGAAAACAAACUGCACAACAGAAUUGAGAAUGACAUCCUAGACACUAUAGAGGACAGAUUUCUGUUGGUAGAGAUGAAGCCCAAACGUGAAGAGGUUGAGAAAACAAUGGCCCAGUACUUUGAUGAACACAAAGACAAGGAAAUGCUUGUACAGUGGAGAGGAAGAUUUGAACACAAAAUAUGUGAUGUCCACAGUGAUCUUGUGAAAGAGACACAAAAAAAGUUGAAUGACCUUAUUCAGCAAAAGAAGACUAGGAAGAAACUGGAUGAAAGGAAGGUACACUACCAAAAUACUCUCUUCAAAAGAAGUAAAGAACUUGCCUUGAAUCUCAAGCAACUGGAUAAAAGUGAAAAAGCUCUUAAGCAAGAAUUUGAUCAAAUGUGGGAAGGCUGGCUCCCAGAAUUGACAUCAGACUUACCUCGUGUGAAAGACUGCAAUAUUUGGGAGGAUAUUGUAAGUGUUCUGAGUGAGAACCAUGAAGAAAGUGUUCUGAAUGGUCGAAAAAAACAGGGUGACUAUAAAACCAUUACAUUUAGGGGAGAAUAUUCCAUGUAUGUAAUGCCUAGAGAGCCUCAAAGUCAAAAGUCUGAAGAACAAGCAAACAAGAAACAAAGCUAUGCUUUGGUAGCUUUUUGGAGGAAUGUCAUGGGAAAACUUGGCUUGGUUAAGGAUCACUUCAAGACACAUGACUUGACAGCUGAAGAUCAACACUCUAUAAAGUCCCUAAUUAAAAAAAUCCAAGAGGAAUCUGAAGAAAUUAUCACACAAUACUCAGAUGACGCAAUGGGCUACAAUAAGACGUACAUUCAAGCGAUAGUGGCUUCAGCCAGCAAGAGCAUUGAUGGUUAUGAGAAAGAGGUAAUGAAGGGACGUUUUGCCUUCAAAAAGAUCUUUGCAGUAGAUCUUUUAUUGUUUGUGUGUGAUGUUGCAAGCAAAAAAUUUGCAGAACUUCAUCGAAAAUUCCAAAAAGCUAAUGAUGGCUUCAUCUACUUAGAGGAUCAGAGAGGCCAGUUUUACGAGGUCUUUACUAGUUUUUGUCAAGGGGCAAAAUCAUCUGCUGUUCUUGCAAAUUUCAUAUGCAGCAAACUGAAGCUGUCCAUCAGACAGGCUGUGUAUGACCAAACUGCUGUUGAUUUAGCAGCUGACAUGCAGUGUAAUCUUCCUGCAUUAAAUGGGAACAGACUUAACUUGGAAAGACACAUUCUCCUGUCUUUGGCAGAGGAGGAGAAUUUCGAGAAGUUCCUGCAGUACAUCCAAAAUCCAAAGGAACACUUCAAACAUUUCAUAACAGAGCAGGUUGAGCAAUAUAUGAAGCAAGUAAAAAGUCCCAAACAACUUUCCAAGAUUAAAGAAAACCUGAAACACAAGACCAAAUGUGCGAGUGUUGCAGCACAAACGGCAACAGAGAAGGUCAAGAAAAUGAAUGGGGAUGCCAACAUGUGGCUAAGGCUUUUCUCGGAUGAACUAAAAGACGAGUUGAAAUUUGCAGAAAAGUCCUGUGCUGAUGCCUCUGAGAUCACUGAUUUUAGCUUUCUUGAGGAGGUAGUUUGUAAUGGCCUUAAAACAAUUGAGCGCCAACUCAGUGAGAGUUUUAGCAAAGUCUCUCGCCUUAAAACGGAGCUGUUUCGGAUAAAACCUGAUGACAUUUUAAUUCAACAUUUCUGUAAGUGUUGUUGGGUUCAAUGUCCUUUCUGUUAUGCAAUCUGUACCAGCACCCUGGAAGAUCACAAAGGCACUGAUCACAGUGUCCCAUUCCAUCGCUCAUAUGGAAUAACGGGAAUGUACUUUAGAAAUACAACAAAUCUCUGUACAGAUUUCUGCACAACUUCUGUAGCAAGUAAUGAUAAAAGGUUUUAUCCAUCACAUGACCAUGAAGUGGCAAUUCCAUUUAAAGAAUAUAAAAGGGCUGGGCCAGGAUAUGCUGACUGGUCCAUCACUCCUGACAUCUCUGAACUACCCUAUUGGAAGUGGUUUAUAUGUCGAUUUAAAUGUGACUUAGAAAAACAGUACAACAAAACAUUCGAAGGACAUGGAGAAAUUCCAGUACAGUGGAGCCAGUACACAAAAGAGCAAGCUGUUAAGAGCUUAGAUGUAUACAUGCUCAGUAACAUGGAUGCAUAGUUGUAUGCAUGCGCAUAAGUACAGGGUGACUUUUUGUAACAAAAUAAUAAUUACACAUCUCCAACUACCUACAAGCAAAUAACAUAUAUACCGUAAUAUAUAUAAGAGUUAUAAUAAGAUUUGUUUUUAAAUUGGGUGCACAUCUAAGUAAACUGGUUAACUGUUAUUAAUUUGGUGUUUUUGGCAAAACUGAUUUGAAUGAAAUUACCUUAAAUCAGUUACAGUUGGAAGCAUUUUCAAGUAUUGCAUUUGCUUCUUUCUCUCUUUCUUAUAUGUUUCUUACAAUAACUGUAUUACAACAUAUGCUAUUCGUAAGGUUUAUUUAGUUUUAUCCAUCCUUGGUUUCUUGCUUUCUUUUGUAAAAGUUUUUUUUGUUCAGUUUGUUUUUUUGCUGCAAUAUUGAUGUUACUUUAAUCUAUCAUUACAACAUCAUACAGUAUUGAAAGAGAGGCCCUCUCAGGUUCCGCUUUAAGUUAAGCAAUGUAAUUUUUAGCCACACAUCUCAGAUGCUCAUUAAUUGAGCUGUUGAGGUCAUUCUGCUUCCAUGAACAGGCAACAAUUAUCCUGUAAUUAUGAAAUCAUCUAAACUGACGGACUAUGUCUUUUUAGUCAAGGACAAGCCAUUUCCAGAAUGUAAAUUGAAUGCAGUGUGAAUAUGACUUGAUGUGAACAUGACUCACUGAAAAUGCAUGAUUGAAACAUUGUAUUCCUAAUAAAGGUUUUGAGGAAGAGUUUCA